Molecule: messenger RNA, 567 nt
Organism: Patiria miniata (bat star)
Lineage: Eukaryota; Metazoa; Echinodermata; Asteroidea; Valvatida; Asterinidae
Exons: 1
Coding region: 1-567 (188 amino acids)
Source: RefSeq, a predicted model, not a curated record
AUGGUUUACCCCAGCUUGGAGGCUACGGACAAUUGCUGGGUCACGGUCGCUACGGUCUACAAAGGCAGCCGCUUGGCUCUCUUCUCACCGAUGGAGGGUCUGGAUGUGUUUGAGCUGGAGGACGGGCAACAAGGAUCUGCCGUCAACCACCUCCCUUUGGAUGACACCGGACAGAGGACGGAUGCCCAGGGAGAGGUACCGCCCCAUCUGCAAGACCUCCUGGAGCGAGGAGCCGCGAACCUUGACUGUGUUGAACGUUCCCGACUGGCUGAAUUGCUGACGGAAUUCGCUGGAGCAUUCACCGGCCCGGACGGCAAACUUGGUCAGACCGAACUGACCCGACACACAAUAAAUACAGGGACAGCAACGCCUAUACGUCAACCGCCGAGGAGAUUGACGAUACAUAAACGGCAAGAGGCUGACCGACAGGUAAAACAGAUGCUGCAGGACGGCGUGGUCGAGCCCUCCCACAGCCCUUGGUCAUCCCCGGUGGUGCUGGUCCGGAAGAAGGAUGGGUCUCGGCGGUAUAUUUCCACCAAAAAAGUGACUUGCAUCCCUCAGCCUUGA